UAACGAUAUACGAUAUAUAUAUAUGAGCAGUUCACUAUUGUAAUAGUGAGCUACCUCUUUAUAAAUUACAAACAGUCAACACGGGCUUAACUACAAAACUACCACCCCCAGCGGCCGCCUCGGAUCCCUCACUCAAACAAGGCUUGAGUUGGGAACUUGUAGUUUUAUCCAGGUACCGUAUCCGCAGAUACCGGCGCGGCUGUCGAAAUGAAAAAACUACAACGCCCAGAAUGCAACGCUCAUGAAGGGGUGGCCGGUUCAUUGUUGCCGGAAGUUCUUUGUUAAAGAGACACGGCUGUGUCUGAGGGCUCCAGGGAGGCUGGUUCCUGGGUGCAGAGCGGUCUGAUGGAGGCUGUUCAGUCAGCUGCCCUGCCCGGUACAGGGCGCUGCGUGGAAGGGGAGUCAGCGCCUCUCUCCCCCGAGCUGGAGGCCGUGUUCCAGGGCUCCAGGGAGGCUGGUUCCUGGGUGCAGAGCGGUCUGAUGGAGGCUGUUCAGUCAGCUGCCCUGCCCGGUACAGGGCGCUGCGUGGAAGGGGAGUCAGCGCCUCUCUCCCCCGAGCUGGAGGCCGUGUUCCAGGGCUCCAGGGAGGCUGGUUCCUGGGUGCAGAGCGGUCUGAUGGAGGCUGUUCAGUCAGCUGCCCUGCCCGGUACAGGGGGCUGCGUGGAAGGGGAGUCAGCGCCUCUCUCCCCCGAGCUGGAAGCCGUGUUCCAGGGCUCCAGGGGGGCUGGUUCCUGGGCGCAGAGCGGUCUGAUGGAGGCUGUUCAGUCAGCUGCCCUGCCCGGUACAGGGGGCUGCGUACAAGGGGAGUCAGCGCCUCUCUCCCCCGAGCUGGAGGCCGUGUUCCAGGGCUCCAGCCCUGCCUCCCUCUUCCUGCAGGGGGAGCUAGUGCUGAGCGCACGCCUGCGGGAGCUGUCGUUCGGAGCGCCGGUGGAGUACGUCUACAAUCCCCUGGAGUACGCCUGGGACACACACCAGUGCUACGUCAACAAGUACUGUCAGGGGAGGAAAGAGGUGCUGUUCCUGGGCAUGAACCCAGGGCCCUUUGGCAUGGCACAGAACGGGGUCCCCUUCGGGGAGGCGAGCAUUGUCCGCGACUGGCUGCACAUCACCGGGAAGGUGGGUCGGCCUCCCUUCGAACACCCUAAGCGUCCGAUCCUGGGGCUGGAGUGCCGGCAGCGUGAGGUGAGCGGAGCCCGUUUCUGGGGCUUCUUCCAGAAGCUGUGCGGGGAGCCGGGGGUGUUCUUCCGCCGCUGUUUCGUGCACAACCUCUGCCCCCUGGCCUUCGUGAGCCAGACUGGCAGGAACCUGACCCCCGCCGAGCUGCCCGUGGAGCAGAGAGACAAGCUGCUGAGGCUGUGUGACCUGGCGCUGUGCCAGGCUGUCCGAGCCCUGGGGGUCAGCACUGUGGUGGGGGUGGGCAGGCUGGCGGAGCAGCGUGCCCGCAGAGCUCUGUCCGAGGCAGGGGUGGAGGGGGUGAGGGUGGAGGGCAUCAUGCACCCCUCACCCAGGAACCCGCAGGCCAACAAGGGCUGGGAGGAGAUAGCCAGAGCCAAGCUGGAGGAAGUCGGAGUCCUGUCCCUGCUGAGCGAAUGACUGUGCCGUCAGUGAGAGGGCUGAGGAGCCCGAGGCAAUGAAAAGACCAUUAGGCACUGCUUCUAUUACAAACCGAACUUUACCAAGGAUGCAAUGAAAUGCUGACCAAGACCACAGCAAGGAGGGGCGCCCCCUAGCCUUGUCUUGGAGAAGCGCACCUUCCUGGCCAGGGUCUAGUGAGUGUUUUGUGCUUUGUGAUUGUGUCUUAAUGGGGGUUGAAUUCGAAGAUUUGUGUUGGGUGGCUUAAUAGACUGGAGGGGGUAUAACCUGGCGGUUGGAAGGAUGAGAUCAGGGUUCCACACAAGUGGAGUGACUCAUUCAUUCUUUCUUUUUUUCUUUGUAAACAACUUUUAAUGUAAUUUUACAACAUUUUUUCUUUGUCUUUUUUAAGUGUAACUUAAUAUUUUCUAGCAUUAAUUAGUUAGUUUAAUAUUUUGUAAUUGCAUAGCAUUAAUUCUUUCUUUCUUUGUUUAAGUUUUGAGCCGUGUGUUUUUUGUAAUGGUUUUUGGUGCUGUUUGUUUGCAGUGUAAAUUGCUUGAUUGUUUCCUGUCACUGGGAGACUCUCGCUCUGUUUCUCAGUUUCAGAACACUAGGUGCUGUCAGGGUCUGCCUCUUAAGAGCGGUCAAUAUUUCAGAGAGAUUUCACUCGUUCACACCGGCAGACUUGUACAGACACACACUGAUACACACACAUUGAUACACACACACACUGAAACACACACACACACACUGAAACACACAGAGA
Molecule: messenger RNA, 2338 nt
Organism: Polyodon spathula (Mississippi paddlefish)
Lineage: Eukaryota; Metazoa; Chordata; Actinopteri; Acipenseriformes; Polyodontidae
Gene: smug1
Product: single-strand-selective monofunctional uracil-DNA glycosylase 1
Exons: 3
Coding region: 346-1593 (415 amino acids)
Biological process (GO): base-excision repair
Molecular function (GO): oxidized pyrimidine nucleobase lesion DNA N-glycosylase activity; single-strand selective uracil DNA N-glycosylase activity
Source: RefSeq, a predicted model, not a curated record